CAUCGCCAAAGGCUGACUCAUGCAGUUUGCCAGUGAGAAAGGAGGUGCAGAAGGGUGCGUGUAGCCCUCUAGGCCUCCUUUUUCAUCGCCGAAAGCCAACUUCAGCGGUGAGAAAGGGGCCUCCUUUUUCAUCGCCAAAGUCUUCUUCAAGCCCUUUGCUGACGAGAAAGAAGGGAGCAGGCAAUGAAACAGAGAGGCUGGAGAGGAGACAGUUCUUCAUAAGCAAACUGCAAAUCAGAUGCAAACUGAUUCUUUGUCUCCAUCUCCUAAGACUGUGUCGCCAGUGCCUUUAAAUAACGCCACCAGUGCCCCAAGGUUUGGAACAGUUAUUCCUAAUCGCAUCUUUGUUGGAGGAAUUGAUUUUAAGACUAAUGAGAAUGACCUGAGGAAAUUUUUUUCCCAAUACGGCUGUGUAAAAGAAGUAAAAAUAGUAAAUGACAGAGCUGGAGUAUCAAAAGGGUAUGGGUUUGUCACAUUUGAAACUCAGGAAGAUGCACAAAAAAUUUUACAAGAGGCUGAAAAAUUAAAUUAUAAAGAUAAGAAACUGAACAUUGGUCCAGCAAUAAGAAAACAACAAGUAGGGAUUCCUCGUUCCAGUAUAAUGCCAGCAGCUGGAACAAUGUACUUAACAACUUCAACUGGAUAUCCAUACACUUACCAUAAUGGAGUAGCUUAUUUUCACACUCCUGAAGUUGCAUCUGUUCCUCAGCCAUGGUCACGUUCAAUUUCUAGUUCUCCUGUGAUGCUAGCUCAGCCAAUUUAUCAACAACCAACAUAUCACUAUCAGGCUCCUGCACAGUGCCUUCCUGGACAAUGGCAGUGGAGUAUUCCCCAGUCACCUGCUUCUCCUACUUCAUUCUUUUACCUUCAUCCUUCUGAAAUUACUUAUCAACCAUUGGAAAUUGCACAAGAUGGUGGAUGUGUCCCUCCUCCUCUUUCCCUAAUGGAAGCUGCAGUUCCAGAGCCAUAUACUGAUCAUGGAGUGCAAGCAGCAUAUCACCAAGUUUAUGCUCCAAGUGCCAUAGCCAUGCCAGCCCCUGUGAUGCAACCGGAGACUAUUAAAGAAGCCAGGAUACAUUCAGUGAGAAGAAAUUUUUCUCAUCCUUCAUCUAUGAGUUUGAAGCCUCGAUAUGCACGAACUCCUCAUUUUCACCCUAGAAAAGAUUACAGAUCAGAUGACAGUAUGCUCAAUACUUCUUCCUCUACAGACUCUGUUAAAUAAAAUGUUAGAUAUCUACCAAAUAUGUUAACUCUUAAAGGUAUGUAAUAUUUGCUUAUAUUUGCUGAAUACAAAAUUCCUCUCUUGUGUAGGGGUAUUAAAAAACCCUUGCUCUUAUGAACAUAAAGUUAGUAAACAAACUGCAGGAUAAAAAUCAUGGUUACUGUUAUCAAUUGGUAUAUUACUAUGGUGACACAGACCAAUAAUUUGUAAUAUGCAGACUGUGCAUAUAUUGCUUGUUUUAAACAAUACAUUUUAAAACCAGCAUCUUUAUAUUGUAAGGCAAGCCUAGCAUUUAUCUUCAUCUGAUAAAUUACAAGGGUGAUGUAAUAAAACAACAAAAAACAUUUUUGUUAGACUGAAUUCUAGCAAAUAUCAGAUUCACAUUAUUUUAUCCAAUCUUUCCAUUUCAGUUCAAUUUAUUUUAUAUAUUUUUUAAAAAUCUUUUUUACAUCUUGAAGUUAAUUUCAGUAAGUUGGAAGAUUAUUUAAGAUUUUUAAAGUCCUUUUUUAAAAACUAUAGGACUGCCAGCUUAUAUAUAUAUAACAUUUUGAUUUUUAUGGCUGAUAAUUUUCUUAAAAUUCUAAACAUUAUACAUAUAUGUAUUUUGUUUAAUGUUGAGAUUACAAUAGGCAUAAAUAAUACUGCAUACACUUAUAGCUUUUCCCCUGUUUAAGUGCAGAAUCAAAUAAGAUCUCUGCCUAUAUCAUGUCUAGUGUAUUCCUCUACACUAUAUUACACAACACUACACAGAUCAGAAAAGUUUGCUUAUUCCUUUUUCUAGUAAAUUUUUAUUACAAUCUCUCAAACUUAAUAUAGCAGAAUAAAUAAACAUGAAACAAUUACUAUAGAAGCCCAUUCUUGUAAUUAACAGUCAAAUAUUUUUCCAUUUUCUAAUUUUAACUGAAAUAUUUUUCAUAUUUUAAUUUUUUUAGUCAGCUUUAGAGCUAUUUUUGUGGUUGGAAGGUUUUAUUUAUUAAUACUUUUUACGGGAUUGUUUUAAAGCAAUAAUAGUUUUGCCAGCAGUAUUUAAGUAAUUUAUUUUGAAAUUUCUUUUCUGUUUAACAUUAUAUUAGAUGCCUAUAUAGCUGGCAGUUUUUUUGGUAUAUAUUCAGACUCUUAACACUGGCUUUUCUAGUAACAUUAAUAACAAUGUUUAUGACAAAAGAUCAAUCGGAAAAGUAUUUUAUACUUUUUGUAUAAAUGUUUAUGAUAGCAGACCUUAGUCAUUUUAUGUCAAAUAUAAAUAAUUUGAAUUGUUGAAAAUAUCAUACUAAUGUUUGUGUUUUGAUAUUUGCAGAGGUUUUAAAAUAUAUAUAAAGAUGUUGACAUCUCUUGAAACGGCUUUAUAUAUAUGAAAGGAUUUGCUCUGUUGUAAAUAUUCUCGUAAACAAUAUAGAAGUAGACAUGAAAAGGCCAUGUGUUCUGUUAUUAUGGUCUUAUUACUAUCAUGAAACAUCCAAGUAGUCAGGGUUAAUUUUAAACCCUUUGCUUGGGUUCCCAUUUUUUUCUUUGUAGAAUAUAAAAAUAAAAUGUUGAUUUCCUGAAAAUAUUUCAGAAUAUCCAAGGAAGCACUUGGAAAACAAUAUACUUGAAAUUCUUUAUUCCAAAUAUUGUGUUACAGUUAUUGAUAUGCCUAUCAGGUAAGAAAAUACAUAUUUCCCACGUGAAUUAAUUCUACAUAAAAGAACAGUGAAAACAUCAAGUUUGUUUCAUAUUUGGCCAAAAGUUUAUUUCAUGCCAUUAUAUAUAAUAACAGAAAUAAUUAAUAAGCAGGUCCCAAAUGUUUUAAGUGUAUUAUGUCCAAAAGUAUUAAAACUGCUUUCUUUAAUUUGGUUCUAUAAUGGACUAUCACAAUUCUUAUCAAAUUGCAUGAGCAUUUUUCAUAGACUUCAUACAUCACAGAGCUUGGAAUACUACCUGGGAAAAACUAUUACUCUUCUAUUUUUUAUUAUGUUUCUCCAUAAAAAGCCAGUAGUUCCUGAAUAUGUUUAAUAUUCAGUCAUCUGUAUGCUACUUGAAAGGCUAGAUUUAUAAUAUUUUAAUAUACAGGACUUACAUUUUUCUGUUCAAAUGUUUAUUAAGAAUACGAAGUAGAAUCAUACUAGCCAUGGAUUUAGAGAUAAUUUAUUUAAAUAAUAUGUCGAUAUGAUCAGAACUCCAUAUUUUGAGAAAAAGAGUGCUAUAAUGUUGAAUAAACAGGAACUUCCUGUUACUGGAAAAAUGGCCUGUUUUGAAAUUUGAAAAAAAAUACAAACACCAAAUGUUACCUUACGAACCAGAAAAAUGUUCAGUUUAAUAAUAAAUCAUUUAACCUUCCACUUCAAUUUUUCUUUAUGCUUUCAAUAUCCUAAAAAAUCCAUUUAAUAAAUUACUCAACAAAGACAUUCUACCUAAACCUUAGUCUUAAAUAACAGAACACAUGGCUUUGCAAUAUAUAUAUUUACCUAUAUCUUAGCAUAGUUUUAGAAUGCAAGUUUAUAGUAAUACAUGGUUCUAAGUGUUAAGUAAAAUAAAAUAGUAAUUUCAGGGGUUUAGAAUAAUUUUUGUAGCGUAGCAAAUUUUAAAAAAACAAGUGACAAGCUAUUUGAGUAAAAUAUGUAUAUGUACUGUGGAAAUUUAUUUUUAUAUAUGUCAAUUCUUUUAUUAUUGUGAAAGUCUAUUUUUAAACAGUAUUAUUAUAUGUAAGAAACUUGAAAAAGUACCUUCUUUUGAACUUCAAAACAAGAAGGUGCUUUUCAAAAUGGUUGAUACAUUAUUCUAAAAAUACCUUUAACAUGGCAGUUACAAGUGGGCUUUAGGAUUGUAUUUUAUAAUAUAGGGAUAUUUUCCCAGGCAUGUAUAUAUCAUCAUAAGAAGCCUUUCAUAAAGAUGUAAAUCAUAACCAAUAUUUUUUUAAAAAUGCUUGCCUAGCCAUAGAAAUAUUAUGCCUAAACUGAUAAAUUGUCUUCUUUGCACUACAGUGUAUGCAUUUGCUAUAAUUACUACAGCCUUAAAGACAAUAAUAUGGAUGCACAGAAAAAUGUUUUAUCAGUAUUGAAAGUUUUGUAAGCCUAUUAGCUGAAUGUUUUCUGUAGCCAUUAGUCAAUUUCAGGCACAAAGGUAGUACACAGAAGAUUACAGCAUUCUUUUUUGUCUUUCCAAAUAGACAUAAUCCUCAGCAUUACAUAUUAAAGCAACAAGGGGAGCUAAGCAGGUUCAUUUAUUAAAGACCUAUUAAAGCUUUCUUUUUUUUUUGUACACACAGAGAGGAGUAAGCAGUUCUGUUAAUAAAUACUGUAAAAGGUCUUUGUACAGGCACGCUAAAUCUAUGCUGGACUGGAUUGUUUCAUGAAUGUACUGUAUAAUAAAUACAGACUAACAAAUCAGUUCCUGUACAUUGCAUCUUUUAAUUAAAGUGGUUUUGUAAUAAAGGUUUAUCUCAAUAAAGCAUUCUGUAUUUAC
Pantherophis guttatus is the source of this 4663-nucleotide messenger RNA. It is a transcript of the gene BOLL, whose product is annotated as boule RNA binding protein. Gene Ontology annotation, cellular component: cytoplasm. Gene Ontology annotation, molecular function: translation activator activity; mRNA 3'-UTR binding; protein binding. The record is from RefSeq and is a predicted model, not a curated record. Gene Ontology annotation, biological process: positive regulation of translational initiation; 3'-UTR-mediated mRNA stabilization. NCBI's taxonomy places the organism in Eukaryota, Metazoa, Chordata, Lepidosauria, Squamata, Colubridae.